Messenger RNA from Frankliniella occidentalis (western flower thrips), 7341 nucleotides. It is a transcript of the gene Eph, whose product is annotated as ephrin type-A receptor 4-A. The transcript has 20 exons. Gene Ontology annotation, biological process: protein phosphorylation; cell surface receptor protein tyrosine kinase signaling pathway; axon guidance. The record is from RefSeq and is a predicted model, not a curated record. Gene Ontology annotation, cellular component: neuron projection; plasma membrane. NCBI's taxonomy places the organism in Eukaryota, Metazoa, Arthropoda, Insecta, Thysanoptera, Thripidae. The coding region runs from base 664 to 3885 and encodes 1073 amino acids. Gene Ontology annotation, molecular function: ATP binding; protein binding; transmembrane-ephrin receptor activity.
GAGUCUGCGCUCCGCCGUACGCGUCGCCCGCGCGUGUUCCGUCCGCAGCGCGCCGUGCUCGCGGCUCUCGCGAACCCCACGAACACUCCCUCUAACAAGUGUCUCGCGUGUUGUGCACCUCCAUCUCGCGCGCGUGUGUGUGUGUGUGUGCGUGUCAGUGUGCGAAUUCCACCGCCCUCUGGAUUUGUGUGGAAACCAAGUGCAGUGUGUAGUCUUAGAUUUUUAAAUUAGCUUAAUAGCCCUUAUUCUAAAGAAAGUUUUCGUAAAUAGCUGGAAAAGUGAUUAAAUGCAGUGUUGGUGAAUUUUCUAUCGCUGGUUUAGUGCACAGCAGAGGUGGAUGACUGUGGAUUUGCAUCCUGGUCCCUCUGCUGGUUAAAAAAAUUGAAAUGAGUGUGUGAAAUCGUGUUCCCUGCAAGAGAAGGAUACCGGAUCAGUCAGUCGCCGUCGGAUUAUUGUGUUCAGUUAUCAAAAAAGAGUCCGAUACCAGGAUUUGGUCGGCUCUUAGUGUGUGUUUUAAGUGUCCCUACGGGGAAGUUAGUGAUGUGUGCGCAUUUUAUGGAUACAACCGACUGACUUUGGAUACUUACACACUCAGUCUAAGGAUUAUCGCGGCGCCGGUGUGAGGGUCGCAGUGAUGUGGCUACGGUGAAGCAGGGCCUAGCCAUGGGCCGUGCCGCGGACCUGGCGGCCUCGCGGCCCCCGCCCGCCCGGCGGCCCAGCGCUUGGCGGCCCGGCGCCCAGCCGCCCACGGCGCCCACCAGCAGGCCCGCCAGGCCCGCCAGGAGGCCGCCGGCGGGGCCCGGGCCGGCCAUGGCGCGGCUGGCGCAGCUCGUGCCCCUCGCGGGGCUGGGCCUCACCGCCCUCCUCUCUCUAGUCACCGUCUCAGCGGAACAAGUCGUGCUGCUGGACACAACGCAAGAACCAACUUUAGAAUGGACAAGGUUUCCCUACGGACCCAACUCCGUGACACCAGGGUGGGUGGAGGAGUCGUUCACCAACUUCGACAAGGGCAUCAACUGGCGGUCGUACGUCGUGUGCGACGUGGCGUACAACAGCGUCAACAACUGGCUGUGGACGCCGUUCAUCGAGCGCGGCACCGCCAACCGCAUCUACAUCGAGAUCAAGUUCACCAUCCGCGACUGCUCGCUGUUCCCGGGCAACGCGCUCUCCUGCAAGGAGACGUUCUCGUUGCUGUACUACGAGUUCGACGCGGCGACCAAGGAGCCGCCGCCCUGGGAGCCCGAGAGCUACAAGAUGAUAGGCCGGAUAGCUGCCGGGGAGGGCCGCUUCAACCAGCCGACCAACAGCGAGGUCAUCAUCAACUCGGAGGUGAAGUCCAUCCCCGUCAACAAGAAAGGGGUGUACUUCGCGUUCCGGGAUCAGGGCGCCUGCAUCUCGCUGCUCGCCAUCAAGGUGUACUACAUCACGUGCCCGGAGACGACGGUCAACUUCGCCCGCUUCCCGACGACGCCGACGGGUCGCGAGGUGACGGUCAUCGAGCAGGCCACGGGCAAGUGCGUGGACAACGCCGAGGAGGUGGAGACCCCCACGUACCUGUGCAAGGGCGACGGCAAGUGGUACCUGCCCACGGGCGGCUGCAAGUGCAAGGCCGGCUUCGAGGCGGACGUCGAGAAGCAGUCCUGCAACGUUUGCGCGCCGGGGAAGUACAAGCACGGCACCGGGGACGACCGGUGUCAGCUCUGUCCGGAGCACAGCAAGGCUCCGGACUAUGGCUUCUCCGAGUGUAGGUGCAAUGGAGGCUACUACCGUGCUCCUAGCGAUCCGAAGAGUAUGCCAUGCACUCAACCACCCUCAGCUCCACAAAACCUGACAGUAAACUUUGUUGACCAGUCAACUGUUAUUCUGUCAUGGUCAGUGCCACAUUUCUUAGGUGGCAGGUCAGACACCAUGUAUAGAGUUGCUUGUGAUACAUGUGGCAAUAGUGUAUCCUAUAUUCCUAAUUCGGAUGUUUUCAAUGACACAAAGGUGACCAUCACCGGUCUCAACCCAGUUACCCAGUAUCGAUUCAAAGUAUUUGCAGAGAAUGGUGUGACAGAACUUGUUGGGGAAAGUGACUUUGUUGAUAUCACGGUUACCACAGAAGCAUCUGUCACUUCAUCCGUGACAAAUGUUAGAGUAACCAGUGUUAAAUCAACUGAACUAUCACUUGCGUGGGAUGCUCCUUUAACUAAUGAAGCAACUGACAAUGAAGGAGAUACUGUGGAAGUCUACGAGGUUCGUUGCCAUCCUCGAAAUAGUGAUAAUAAUGCUACCAGCCAACUCACUAAGGAAAACCAUGUAACAAUCACUGGACUACGCCAACGCACAGAGUAUGGUUUUGCUGUACGAGCAAAAACUACUCAUGGUUGGGGAGAUUUUAGUCCCACAAUAUUUAAGACAACAGGACAAGUUUUAGCCUAUGUUGGUGAUGAUGAUAACAUGCAAGUUCGAAUUAUUGCUGGAGCAACAGUUGCUGUUGUAGUUUUAUUGGUCAUCAUCAUUAUAAUGACAGUUCUGUUUUUGAGGAGCAGAGGCAGUGAUGAAUGUAACAAGAAACAACCCAGUGAUUGUGAUACACUUGAAUACCGUAAUGGUGAAGGACUAGUUGUCACAUACAUGCAUUGCAAUAUGGAUAAUCCCCCCAUUGUAACAACCCAUACCAAUGGAAUGACAACGCCUCUCUUCACACAAGUGGGGCCGUCAUCUCGGACAUACAUCGACCCCCACACUUAUGAAGACCCCAACCAGGCUGUACGCGAAUUCGCACGUGAAAUUGACGCAUCCUGUAUAACCAUCGAAGCCAUUAUAGGUGGUGGUGAAUUUGGUGAUGUGUGCAGGGGAAAACUCAAGUUGCCGCCAGAUGGGCGCUUAGAAAUAGAUGUUGCUAUUAAAACAUUAAAGCCAGGAAGCUCAGAUAAAGCAAGAAAUGACUUCCUAACUGAAGCAUCUAUUAUGGGUCAAUUUGAGCACCCAAAUGUAAUAUUCUUACAAGGUGUUGUCACCAAAAGCAAUCCCGUUAUGAUAAUAACAGAGUACAUGGAAAACGGGUCUCUUGACACUUUUCUUAGGGCAAAUGAUGGAAAAUUCCAAGUUUUACAACUAGUUGGAAUGUUAAGAGGUAUAGCCUCUGGUAUGCAAUAUUUGUCAGAAAUGAACUAUGUACAUCGAGAUCUUGCUGCACGAAAUGUGUUGGUAAAUGCACAAUUAGUCUGCAAAAUUGCUGAUUUUGGAUUAAGCAGAGAAAUGGAGAGUGCCACUGAAGGGGCAUACACAACAAGGGGUGGUAAAAUACCUGUGAGAUGGACAGCUCCAGAGGCAAUAGCUUUCAGAAAGUUCACUUCAGCAUCAGAUGUCUGGUCAUUUGGCAUUGUCUGCUGGGAGGUGAUGUCAUAUGGUGAGCGCCCAUAUUGGAAUUGGAGCAAUCAAGAUGUCAUCAAGUCUAUUGAGAAAGGGUACAGAUUACCAGCGCCAAUGGACUGUCCAGAAGCUAUUUAUCAGCUCAUGCUGGACUGCUGGCAGAAGGAAAGAACGCAUAGACCUACGUUUGAGUCUAUUGUGAAAACACUGGAUAAACUUAUACGAUGUCCUGACACCUUACGAAAGAUUGCCCAAAACAGGACUGUCAAUCCUCUAGCACCUGAUGCACCAGAUAUGACACAGUUCACAACUGUGGAAGAAUGGCUCAACUCUAUUAAAAUGACUCGUUAUUUAGAAAACUUUGAACGUGCGGGUAUUACAAGCAUGGAUGCUGUAGUGCGUGUAACAGUGAAAGAACUUACAGCCCUUGGCAUUACUCUUGUUGGACAUCAAAAGAAGAUAAUGAACAGUGUUCAAGCUAUGCGUGCACAGAUCUCAGCGAAUUUGUCUGAGGGUUUCCUGGUGUAACUAGGAGCACUUCUCAUGGACAUAAAUUGCCAAUAAGUGGUGCUCAAGAUUCAUCAGAACUGUGAAAACAAGCCUAGUGUUCAGUGUUUGUAAAGUCUGAUUGCUUUCAUUGUAACUCACUUUUUUGUGAAGAAAGCAUUUAUUAAAAAUCAAGGAAUUAGACAAUGAGGUUUUAUACUUUCAGUGUUAAAACUUAAUGGGUUAUUUACUUUUUCUCUGGAGAGCAGUAAAGAUUGUUUUUAAAUCUUAAAUUGUUAAUAUAUCAAUGUGUUACUGCAACACAUUUCAAAAACACAUUCGUCCACGCACUUCAAAUUGUUAACUAUAAUACUUGUUUUUUGUCUAGUUUUUUUUUUUUUUACUUUUUUUUGAACAAAUAUUGAACCAAGUAUUUAAAAAUAUGUUUGGAAACUCAGUGUGAAAAUGCUCUGCGUACCCCUAAUAAUUUCAUUAAAGGUAAAAAAAAUAUGUCAAACUCGCAUUUGCUGGACAGAUUUUUUUUGUUUUCCCUACACUAGUAGGGAGAAGAUACCCCUGUACUUUGUUGUACAUUUGUAAAAAUUAUUACCGAUUCCAGUGGAUGGGCGCUAUUGUUUAAAUGUUGCCAAAUGAAAUAGGUGAAUUGAAUUAUAUUUCCAUGCAUAAAUACUAUGCUAGGAAUCUUGUGAUGUUAAAGUUUAAUUAUAGCCAUGGAACAAGUCAAUGCUUUGUAAUUUCAAUUAUUGUUUGUAUUAUGUGAAAAAAUGUAAAUUUUAAAUGAGGUUCAUUGUAAUUAUUAUUUAUAAGUUUGCCAGAACGUAGGUGGAUUUGGCUUUGCCUUUAUUGGAAGUUUCUGUCUACCUUUCUCCCAUCCUUGUCCUCUUUUUCUGUUUUCCUUCACUCUAUGAAAAUAAUGUUUUAACUAUGUAGUAAUUUGUCAUUGUUCUUAUCUUUUGUUUCUUGUUUGGUUGAUUGUUUUUUGUUGUUUUUUUUCCAAAUUUGUGGUAACUUUGUUUAAUAUUUUAAAAUGAAAACAGUUAUUGCAAUAAUAUAGGGACUGAAUUAAAUACAGCACAAUUCUGUUAUCAAAAUUCACUCUGCCCGAUUGCUGGAAAUCUACCCCCUGGUAGUUUGUUUUGCUUUUCUAUUUUCAUGCUAUGAACAAAUGCAUCAACAACCUCAUUCUCAUCUCAUUGUAUUAAUGCCCUCCUGUGUAUUGCACAGAUUCUCAGAGGUUGUCCCCAUAAAACAAAUGUGGGCUGGCAUUGUUAUUCUUCAAACCACAAUUCAAAUCAAUGCUACUUUUCCAUAAUGCAGUUAAAUACAUUCAAGUAAACUUUUCGAUAUUGUUAGCAAACCCAUUUUUCAUAAUGCUUAAACUUGUCAGUUUCAACACAAUUUUAGGUUUGAAAUAUUUUUUUAAGAAAAGCUUGACGAAAUUCUACACAUUGUGGUUUUGCUGCAACCUUUUGGUUAUUUAUGAACAUAUUAAACAGAAUUCUCAAAUUAAUGUGACCUAUGAUGUUAAAUGAGUCAUUAGUGACAAAAUCUAAUAAUUUGUUACAUGUGAUGAUUUUUAAACAUACCAGGGGUUUAACAAUAUUUGAUCCAAAAGGGAGCUCUCUACAACUCACCCCACUCUCUUGUUAUCCCCCAGGUGAGGGGGGCCUCUCUCCUCACAUGGGGGAAAACAAGUGGAAGGAUGAGGCGGCCGGAGUGAAGAGAGCCCAUAUUGGGACGGAAUUGAAUUAUCAGACAACUUGAGUUGUCUGUCAAUGACCUAAACAACAUAGUUAGCCGGAUUUGUAUUUAGUUUUAUUGUAAUUUUUGAAAUUUUGUUUCCUCCUUUCCAUUCCACUAACAGCGAUAGGGCUGGGUUCAUUUCACAUUGUUGUUACAGCUUUGAUUGGAUUCUUCUCUAGUGCAGACUACGUCAUUGAUCUUUUCCACUGAAAUAAAUACGUAGUAUUUGUUGAAUAUUUUUCUCUGUUUCUGGCUGAGAAUAGAAAGUGUCAAUCUAAUUGGGUGUCGUUUUUUUAACUCCCAUCACUCUAUACAGAUAAAAAAGGUAUGGUUGACUAUGACUUUUACUUGAAUUCAUGCUGUGAUUAUAUUUUCCAUGUAAUAUUCCUUUUGAAAACAAAACAACAAGUGUUUGACUUGUUAUGAUAACCAUAAUUUUUGCAGAAGCUAUAACAGCAAGAAUACAUUGUUAACUUGUCUUAUCAGACAAACAUUUUCUUAUUUAUUUUAUUUCAUUCAUCCUAAGCGGCCUCGAGUUUAAAAAGAAAUAUCUAGCUUUCAGCUGUGUUUCAUGCCAAAGGAUUUUUGUUGUUAUUGUUGUUGUUAGUGCAGUCACUAUCUAUACUCUUUCAUUUCAUUUCUUGUUGUUCUAGCUUCUGAGUUUUAUUUAACUUGCAUGUGGGCUUUUAAAUGACUUUCUUCCUUUUUUCUUUUUUUUUUUUUUGUUUCAGCUGAGCGCUUUUGAAUGUAAAUAUGAAGUGUUGCAUAAGAUAGCUCUCUUACAGUUUGCAAAUUUGUUUAAUUUAUGUCUUGGCUCGUUACUCUUUUUUCUUUCAAUUUUAUGCAAUGCAAUAGAAACAGUCUCCUUCUCCAUUUAUGUUGAAAAUACCUAAUACUGCAGUUGAAUAAAUGUAAACAGAACCAUCUAAUGGGAACCCUAGAUCAUUGUGAUGUCUACGUGACAUUUGAGGGAUGAUCCCUGAUCUCAUAAUUUUUCGUUUAUCUAUCUAGCAUGCCACAUACGAUUCUCCUGCAAUAACUUCCAAAUGUUUGAAAUUUUUGUUCAGCUUAUAAAGUCUCCUGGAGUCCAGUCCAUUGCCAAUACUAAAGUGGCUUAAACAUUUUAAGAAUGCAAACACUUUGCCCUUAACUUCUUGUUGAUCUAAGUGAGAGAGCAAUUCAAAAGUGAAUUAAUAUAUUUCAAAUCUGAAAGCAGACAACAAAAUCAUAAAUAAAAUUUUAAAAACAAUAAUUUAGAAGGCCAGAGCUCUACAUCAGUUCCUAUCAGUAUUUGUUAAGUUUAUAUAGUGUUGUGCAAUCUACGUCCCUUAGAACAAAAACUGCAUCAAAUAUUUUUAAAUUAAUUUGUAGACCAAAACACAAAAACCCAUGCUCUCUCACACUGUACAAGUCAUUGAUAUCUUUAUGUACUUUUAUAUAAAUGACACUGUAUUAUAUCCAGAUGGAGGAAUCAUAGGAUGGUGAUAUUUUCAUAUCUUAACAGAAUUGUAUGUUCAAAGCCUACUGAAAUCUACCUUACUCUUGUAAAUUUUAUUAUGUAAAAUUGUGUACAUGGUUAAGACAUAUAUUUCCUUUCAUUCCUGAAUAUAGACUGCCAGAAAAAACUCCUGUGUGCAUUAUUGUUUCCAUUCCUCGGAAAUUAACCAGUCUGCUCAUAUACGUUGAAAACUGUUUUAAAUAAAUGCUGACAAAACAGCCGUCAACGACACCAUA